Siniperca chuatsi (mandarin fish) is the source of this 3528-nucleotide messenger RNA. RefSeq names its product interleukin enhancer-binding factor 3 homolog. Gene Ontology annotation, molecular function: single-stranded RNA binding; double-stranded RNA binding. Lineage: Eukaryota; Metazoa; Chordata; Actinopteri; Centrarchiformes; Sinipercidae. The record is from RefSeq and is a predicted model, not a curated record. The coding region runs from base 251 to 2815 and encodes 854 amino acids. Gene Ontology annotation, cellular component: precatalytic spliceosome. The transcript has 18 exons.
UUUUUUUCGAUUGGCUACAAUUGCAGUCACAUGCGACUUCCGCCCAAUGAGCAUGAUCGUUUUCCAUAUCGUGGGCGUUUCCAUUUGCACUCUGCUGCCGAGACCAGACCGGGAGCUAGCGUGCAGCACCGUCCAUUAACAGUAACGAUACCACGAGGCGGACUGCAACAUUGUCAUCUGUUGCCGAGAAGACCUUUUUUAACACUGUCAUUCACUGGAUAUAGGAGUCAUCACGAUCUCCAGAACAACAAUGCCUCCCCCAAUGCGCCACCGCUCCAUGCGUGUCUUCAUGAAUGAUGACCGCCAUGUCAUGGCCAAACACUCUGUCAUCUACCCAACUCAGGAGGAACUGGAAAGUGUACAGAACAUGGUAUCCCACACAGAGCGUGCCCUCAAGGCUGUCUCUGACUGGCUCGAUAAGCAGGAGAAGGGAACCUCCAAGUCUGACUCUGAUGGCACAGACACUGAUAAGGAAAGUGAGCACAAAGAUCAGGCCACCCGCUCUCUGCGCGGCGUAAUGAGGGUGGGCCUGGUUGCCAAGGGCUUGCUACUGAAGGGGGACCUGGACCUGGAGCUGGUGCUCCUCUGUAAGGACAAGCCUACCAUCAAUCUGCUGAAGAACGUGUCUGAAAAUCUUGUUACGCAGCUCAAGGCGUCAGAAGACAAGUAUGUGGUGACCCAGCACAUUCGUGAGGCCAGUAUUGUCAUCAAGAACGCCAAGGAGCCCCCUCUCACCCUCACCAUUCACCUGACAUCCCCUUUGGUUCGUGAGGAGAUAGAGAGGGCUGCUGCUGGAGAAUCGCUUUCAGUCAACGAUCCCCCGGAUGUUCUGGACAGGCAGAAAUGCCUAACUGCCUUGGCGUCUCUCCGCCACGCUAAGUGGUUCCAGGCCAGAGCCAACGGGCUGCGCUCCUGUGUCAUCGUAAUCCGGAUCCUAAGGGACCUCUGUGCUCGCGUCCCCACAUGGUCCCCACUUCGUGGCUGGCCACUGGAGCUGAUCUGUGAGAAAGCCAUUGGCACAGGGAACCGGCCCAUGGGGGCAGGAGAAGCUCUGCGGAGAGUUUUAGAGUGUCUGGCUUCAGGAAUCCUCAUGGCAGACGGUGCUGGAAUCUCUGAUCCAUGUGAGAAGGAGCCCACAGAUGCUAUUGGUCACUUAGACCACCAGCAGAGAGAAGACAUCACAGCAAGUGCACAACAUGCCUUAAGGCUGUCAGCUUUCGGACAGCUUCACAAAGUGCUCGGAAUGGAUCCCCUUCCCUCAAAGAUGCCCAAGAAACCUCGUAGUGAGACUCCUAUUGAUUACACAGUGCAAAUCCCACCCAGUACGGCGUAUGCCCCGCCAAUGAAAAGGCCCAUUGAGGAAGAGGAGGGAACUGAUGACAAGAGUCCAAAUAAGAAGAAGAAAAAGCUGCAGAAGAAAUCUCCAGAGGAGAAAGCUGAACCUCCCCAGGCUAUGAACGCUCUGAUGAGGCUCAAUCAGCUGAAGCCAGGUCUCCAGUACAAACUGAUAUCUCAGACCGGCCCAGUUCACGUUCCAGUCUUCACUAUGGCUGUAGAAGUGGACGGCAAGACCUUUGAGGCUUCUGGUCCAUCCAAACGUACUGCCAAGCUGCACGUAGCUGUAAAGGUCCUCCAGGACAUGGGUCUGCCUACAGGAGUGGAACUAAAGACUGAGCUGGUAAAAUCAGAGGAGGCGGAAGUAGCUGUCGCUGUGGAAGAAUUGAAGCCAGUAGUAACGCCCAUUGAAACUACCAAUGCUGCCACAGGAACAGCCAACACAGACACCACUGAUGCUGUAGAGGCUGCUCGCCAACAGGGACCAAUCCUGACCAAACACGGCAAGAACCCCGUGAUGGAGUUAAACGAGAAGCGCCGUGGCCUGAAGUAUGAGCUCAUCUCGGAGACCGGCGGCAGCCAUGACAAACGCUUUGUCAUGGAGGUGGAGAUUGACGGUCAGAAGUUUCAGGGGACAGGAUCCAAUAAGAAAGUGGCCAAGGCUUACGCUGCCCUGGCAGCUUUGGAGCGGCUCUUCCCUGAGGGCUCUUUGGCUGAGGCCGCUAAAAAGAAAAAGGGACCACCCAUGCACACUCCAGGCUUUGGCAUGAUGGGAGCCUCUGGAGACGCAGCCGGGCCCAGGGGCAGAGGGAGAGGAGGACGAGGUCGUGGAAGGGGCAGGGGCUUCAAUAAUGGAGGAGGCUACGGCCAAGGAGGUGGCUUCGGAACAUAUGGUUACGGGAACAGUGCUAACUCUGGAUACAAUUACUACAACAAUGGUGGUACAAAUGGAGGAGCCGGGGCAUCGAGCAGCCCAUCAGGUGGCCCUUCAGCCAGCACAGCACCAGGAUCAGCACAGGGCUCCUAUGGUUCCUACUACCAGAAUGACGGAGCCUUCACUGCCGCUUCUGCUGCCAAACCCCCCAAAAAGAAACCCACCAUGCACAAGGGAGGGAAGCCACCCUUUCCAGGUCCCGCAGGGGUGAACACUGGAUCUGCAGGGGGGUACCAGUCCAGCAGCCCCCCAGGGCAGGGCUCCUAUAACCAGUAUGGCCAGGGCUAUGGGCAGGGAAAGAAGAGUUUCAACCAGAACCAGGGGGGGACAGGUGGAUAUUCGUACAGCACUGCCUACCCGAGCCAGGUGACAGGGGGUGCUGGAGGUAGCCAAGACUACAGUUAUGAAGGUUUCAACAACCAGUCCAAUUACAACUCGCAGGGAGGAGGAGGAGCCAACCAGGGCUUUAGCACCAACCACUCUCAGUACCACAACCCAGUGGGCUACGGCAGGGCAGACAGCAGCAUGAAUUACCAGUACAGAUAGACUGUAACACUCCGUCUGUGAAUCAUUGGCACCAAGCACCCUGCAUCAGUGUCUCAAGCCUUCUCCAAAGAAAGUGAUUGACGGCUUGUCUGUGCUCUCUGCCUUUUCCAUGUCUGCUUCUUGUCUUGCUUUUGGGUUUAUAUGGGGAAGAUGUGGGCACAAAAUGAGACGUCUGGACUUUGUAAGUGUCAGAGCUGAAUUUAGUGGUCUGCGUCAGUGCUUAGUCUUGUGUUGUUGUUUUUUUUUUAAUUUGUUUUUUUUUUUUUUAGGUUAUUCUUAUUUUUGUUUUUAAUCUCUGCUACCAGUCCUCAUCACCAAAUAUGAAGGCUGAUGCUACAAGUUACUCACUCACUAGCUCUGACUUGGUUUCCUUUCUUAUAAAGAGUUCUGUGGUGACCGCAUUUUUUUUCUCUCUCAUGUGAAACUAGUAAAAUCUUGUAGUUUUAAAAUACAAAAGUUGUUGUAUUUUAUUUUUUGUAACAAUUCAAUAGGCCUGAAUAGCUUGUUCUUUUCUGCAUUGCUUGUAAUUUUGGCUUAUUUUGUAAUAGUGUAAUAGUUAUUUUAAUAAAUGGUUUUGGAGAUUACUGGAAAAUACUUACAUUCUGAUGUUAAAUCCACGUUUCUGCUCAAUGUAGCUUUUUGAUUGGGUGGGAUUUGUUCCUCCUAAUGUAUAACAAACUGUGUUUGUAUUAAUAAAUAAUUUUUAUUUUGAA